Molecule: messenger RNA, 806 nt
Organism: Rhododendron vialii
Lineage: Eukaryota; Viridiplantae; Streptophyta; Magnoliopsida; Ericales; Ericaceae
Product: acyl carrier protein 2, mitochondrial
Exons: 2
Coding region: 166-561 (131 amino acids)
Biological process (GO): fatty acid biosynthetic process
Cellular component (GO): mitochondrion
Molecular function (GO): phosphopantetheine binding; acyl carrier activity; acyl binding
Source: RefSeq, a predicted model, not a curated record
GAUCUAACUGAUUUUUACCCUACGGAGCACAUUUUCCCAUAUUGCUCCCAAACGACGUUGCUCACAAGGUUUCUGGAACGCUCCCUCUCUCGGCUGUGAAACAAACACCGCAGCGCAAAACACCGUACAGCUGCUUCUCUUCUAGCCUUUCUUCAUUUUAGAGAGAUGGCGGCGAGAAUGGCACUUCUCAAGCACCUGAGAGUGAGCGUCGUUCGAUCCGCGCCCCAAAACCCUAAUUUCAACACCCUUUUCUCUUCCUUAGGGAACCUUCUGCAGCGGCGCCGUUUUUCAGACGAAGUGAGGGGCUCCUUCCUCGACAAAUCCGAGGUCACCGAUCGAGUCGUCACCGUCGUCAAGAACUUUCAGAAAGUUGAUCCUUCCAAGGUUACUCCAAAUGCCCAUUUUCAGAAUGAUCUGGGUUUGGAUAGCUUAGAUGCAGUAGAGGUCGUGAUGGCACUUGAAGAAGAGUUUGGUUUCGAGAUUCCGGAUAAUGAAGCAGACAAGAUCAACUCCAUCAACCUUGCUGUUGACUUCAUUGCAUCUCACCCCCAGGCGAAAUAAAUGCAUUUCUCCACCUUCCCUGUGAGAAACUAGCUUCGUUCUUUUGCAUCUCUUUGGGUAUCAAAUCCUGUAUGUUUUUUGUUAUGUUUUUUGGGAAUUUUAGUUGACAUGGAUUCAUUCCAAGUUCUUGCAUAAUUCCAGUUGAUGGAAGCUACUAGAGUUUACUGAGUUGUGUUUCAUAUGCCGCAACUGUUGGCUGCAGAAAAGAUGGUUCUUUUCUGGUUAAAAUCUAAGAUUUUGUCUUU